Molecule: messenger RNA, 801 nt
Organism: Prunus avium (sweet cherry)
Lineage: Eukaryota; Viridiplantae; Streptophyta; Magnoliopsida; Rosales; Rosaceae
Source: RefSeq, a predicted model, not a curated record
AUGACAACACACAAGCUUGAUCAAAGUUCAAACCCUUUGAAGAAAAAAAGUGUGAAGUCUACUGGUACGAAGAAGUGUGGUUGCCCCUUUUCAUUGAAAGGUGUGAACUGUGGUCCUGGAGAUGCAUGGCAACUUGAGGUUGUAUGUGGAGUUCAUAACCAUCCUGCAGCACUAAAUAUGGAAGGCCAUUCAUAUGCAGGGAGAUUAAUUGUGGAAGAGAAUUUACUAGUGGUUGACAUGUCUAAGAGUUUGGCUAGGCCAAAGGAUAUAUUAUAUACUCUUAAACGUAGAGAUAGGUUGAAUGUGACCACAAUGAAGACAAUCUACAAUGCCAGACAAAAAAGUAGGGUGAUUGAGAAAGCAGGUAUGUCAGAGAUGCAGGUAUUGCUACAAAAGUUGUUUGCCCAUGAGUAUGUAGAGUGGCAUAGAAGCUAUGGUACCGCUAAUAUUAUAAGUGAUUUGUUUUAUGCUCACCCUACAAGUAUUAAGCUACUGCACGCAUUUCCUCAUAUAUUGAUCAUGGAUUGCACAUAUAAGACAAAUAGGUUUCGCUAUCCACUUUUGGAGAUUGUGGGGGUGACGUCUACACAUCUUACAUUCUCAAUUGCAUUUGUUUAUCUUAGUGCCGAGAAAGAAGACUACAUAUGGGCAUUGGCUAGAUUAAGGAGUGUUACGGAUGAUAAUUCGAUUCCUAGUGUUAUUGUCACAGAUAGAGAGUUAGCUCUCAUGAAUGCACUCCAGAAAGUCUUUCCAAGUGUUCGACAUUUAUUAUGUACAUGGCAUAUUAAUUUUACAUUUUGA